GAGAGUUUGAGGUACACCCCUCUCAUAUACUGUGAUCUUCACGUGCACUGCUGGAUUUUCCAUUGGCUCAAGGAAGACAAAAGCAAUGGAGACUAAGAGACAAGUUGGUUCUUCUUCCUCCUUCGCUGCUGAUCUUUUUGGCUCCAAAGACUCAUCAGCAUCUCCAUCAAAAGGGAUCUUCAGCUCCAUUUUUUCACCUCCAACUUCGGUUGGGGGGAGGAACUCCUCAGGCUCUAAGGUGUUAGAAUCUUGGCCAAAACAGCCUAUGCAAGAUCAACUACCGAACAAGGAAGAAAGGGUGGAACCAUGCCAUUUUAGUUCAUCUCUUUACUAUGGUGGCCGAGACUCAUAUUCCCAUCCCUCGAGUGGCCGAACUUCAACACCAUAUCCAAUUUUUAAGAAGGAUGGGGGAGAAGAUGACCCUAAUGGAAACAAUUCAAUGGAUGUUUCUAGAGGGAAUUGGUGGCAAGGUUCCCUUUAUUAUUAGACCCUUACUUUCCUAUGCAUUUGAAUCCUCCAAGUGAUCAUAUGGAAGAACAUGAAGCAUGAAUAAGUUUCCGGCACUUGGGAUUCACAAAUCCUUUCAGUAAUAUCUUCGGUUUUUUUCAUGAUUUUAAUCUGGGAAUGAAGCUUGAGAAGUUCUAAAUUACAUCGUAGCUCAGCUCUGAGAUGAGGGCUGAGAAACUGAUGGAAAAUUAGGCCAUUUUCCCUUUUAAAUGUAAAACAUCAUAUGCUUGAGAUUCUGUAUCAAA
Molecule: messenger RNA, 752 nt
Organism: Hibiscus syriacus
Lineage: Eukaryota; Viridiplantae; Streptophyta; Magnoliopsida; Malvales; Malvaceae
Exons: 6
Coding region: 86-487 (133 amino acids)
Source: RefSeq, a predicted model, not a curated record